CAAAGAUUAAGAAGAAACACUUUCUUAAUCUCCCAUUAGGAAUAACGUGUGGAAAUAUGCAAAUAUCUUUUUCACACGACCAAAACCUAGUUAAAUUAAAGCUCCUAAUAAACAAUCAUUAAUCUCCUCGUAUUAAAUCUCCCUGCUGUCUCUCCUCUCCUUUCCCAGUCAUCAUCACAAGAAAGCCCUCCAUCUUUAAUGGCGAAGAACCAGUCAUCCUCAGAGGGGGGAGUGUGUGCGAGGCUUUACAGAGCUGUUAAUUGCGGCGGCUCGGCUUUCAAAUCCCACCGCCGUGGUUCUCCUCCUCCGCCGCGGAGCUCAGCCGCGCCGCCGGAGAUUCCGGUGGUGUUCAACCACGGCCAAGUCGACACCGCCGCCGCCGCGGCGAAAAAUCGCCCGCCGGUUAAAGAAAAGAGGGUGAGUUUGGCCUUGGAUGAGGAUCACCAUCAUCAUCACCAUCACGAAGCGCACUUCUCGGAUUACAUUACUCGCGUGAGGGCUCGGAUCAGCAGAAGCCUGACGCAUGCAGGCGGCGGCGGCGAAGGCGGCGGAAAUGAGCGGAAGGCGACGGCGGUGCGGAGGGAUAGCUUCAACGACAAGGUUUCUAAUUACAUCCACCGUGCCAGGCUCAGUAUCCGGGCCACGUCCAACGUGGGGGAAGGUAAAAGCAAUUAUUGAAUCUUGAAUAUUACCUGCAGGGUUUGAUGAGAUUAAGACUGCAGAUGUGUGUGUGUGUGUGUGUAUGAAUAAAGGUGAGGAUUUUAUGUGUGUUAUUGAGAAAUUUGAUGCCAUGUAAUAAAGCCAGGAUUGAGGGUACCGUGCAGUGUGUAUUUAAUUUUGGGUUCUUUUGUUUAUAUGGAGUAAUUAUUUUUGCACUA
Ipomoea nil (Japanese morning glory) is the source of this 878-nucleotide messenger RNA. RefSeq lists its product as uncharacterized. The transcript is spliced from 3 exons. The record is from RefSeq and is a predicted model, not a curated record. The coding region runs from base 199 to 678 and encodes 159 amino acids. NCBI's taxonomy places the organism in Eukaryota, Viridiplantae, Streptophyta, Magnoliopsida, Solanales, Convolvulaceae.